Caenorhabditis remanei is the source of this 345-nucleotide messenger RNA. RefSeq lists its product as uncharacterized. NCBI's taxonomy places the organism in Eukaryota, Metazoa, Nematoda, Chromadorea, Rhabditida, Rhabditidae. The transcript is spliced from 2 exons. The record is from RefSeq and is a predicted model, not a curated record. The coding region runs from base 1 to 345 and encodes 114 amino acids.
AUGUCGACCUCCACACAAUCGCCUGCUGCUCCAUCCAACGAUGACUCGUCUUCUGGCAACGCCGUCCCACAACAAUCCGGCACCAUCGUCGGCGAGUCGAUACCGAUGGCGAUGGUUUGCGGAAUUAUUGCCGGUGUCAUUUUUGGAAUUUUCUGUCUGAUUCUUCAUGUUUGUCUGGUUAGAUGUCUGGUGAAGGCUCGUGCCAAGCAUAUUCCGAAAGUUCGCAAAGUCAAAGUCAAGAAGGACAAAAAGGGGAAGAAGGGAGGAAAGAAAGGAAAGAAGGGAAAGAAGAGUGAUUCUUCCUCCAAAACUGGAACCUCAACUGGAUCCUCCAUCGCCAUGUAA